UUGUCGAUUCGCGUUUUUUUUCUUCUCUCGAAUUAUAACUAACUUAUAAUGGCUGCCAUUAACCCGUAGUUUAUUCGCGUGACGUUUGGUCACUAAUCGUCAACAGCAAGGAUCUGUGUAGCAAGCAAAUCUCUCGGAAAAUACGCACUUCGUUCGUUCGUGAUCCGCGUGUCCCGCUUCUUUCGUCGAUUGUUCUGUUUUGACCGACAAUUUCGUCGAAGGUGCAAUACCGUGUCUCUGUCGGUAACCGUUCGAUCUCGCGUCUGAAAUUUCGGAUUGUCAUAUUUUUCGGGAAGUUGAUCGAAAUUUCUGCGCAAUGGCGAAACCGUAAGAAGGUAGUUCACCUCAAGACUCACAGCCGGAAACGGAAAGGAUUGUUUUGUAAUUCUUUUUAUGACUGUGAUUACCAAAAAGUGCGACAAGAUGUCGAAAUAAUUUACGACCCAGUGUGUUUUUACCUUGAUCGUUUUGCGAUCGUCUACUUAAGAAGAAACCUAAGUGAAAGACUAGAUAAAAUCAAUUAAAAUUAAAGCCAACUCAUAUCAGGCAAGAUACCGAAGUCAAGCUUCGGUAUAUAAGUGCGUAUCAUAACGUCGUUUAAAAGCGCCAUGUGUGUAAGAUUUCCGUAAAAAUAUUAAAUUUAAACAAACUGUUACCUCGCGAGUGUGUGCAAAGUAUUAAAACGAAUACGGACCUAAAAACAAUCAAACUGGAGGCUAAACGUACAAUGAGACCAAGCAAAUCGCUGAUCAUAAGGAAGUUCAAGCGCAAUCGUAUCAGAACAGUUUUACAAAGGUUAACCUCGACAAGCGGGGGGAAUUGCAUAGUGGAUCGAAAGCAUCUUCUUAUGAAAGUACCCUAGAUUCAGACUCAAAGCGUAUUAAGUGCAUUUUUAGUUGUAAAGUUGGUAGUGCUGCGAUAUGAGCUAUAUGAGUGGCCGUGAUCAACGACUCCACGCUGAAGAUGGCAGCGAUGGUGAACAACCAAAACAGCACCAACCAUUACAAUCAAUUCAACAACCUAGUCAACAACAACAACAACAAGCUCACAAACUGUCACCAACUCAACAACAGCAAAGUCAACAUCAACAGCCACAACCUUCCCAAGGGAGGAACCGGCUGUUGCAAAGUUCUCAGUGGAGCAAGAGCUACGAUUCGGUUAUCAACUAUUGGAACACUAGUGGACCUGCCGCCGCUGUAGCUACCGCUGCUGGAUAUCAGCAGCAUUACGGUGGCUAUGCACCACCACCUCCUCCUUACCAUCACAGCCAGCAGCAGCAACAGCGACAGCUAACACCGCCACUGGCGCAUCCCAUUUCGCCUACUAGUCCUCCCGAAUCAAGCCAAGCUCAACCUUCGUCUCAGUCGCCACCGGCGGCUUCGGCUAAUAUGUUGCAGCAACAGCUCCACCAACACCCUCUGUCAUCCUCAUACCAUCACCCGAUGCACCACUAUGUACAGCAUUCCCCCGCCCAGUUACGAGGUACCAGCAAGUCGACGGCCCAGUCAUCCGUAAAACACAACGUCAGUCCCAGUUCGACGCUCGCGUCCAAACUACACCGCAAAGUAUUACGGAUACCGUCAAAGCGAAUUCCCGGCCGAAUCCACUCGGGUAAACUCGCGUCCGUGGCCAGUAAACUGACUGCUACGAAACAGCGGCUUCAACAACAGCAACAACUUCAACAUCAGCAACAACAUACCCAGUUCAGCCUCCAGCAACAACAACAACAGCAGCAACGUCCUCCAGCGUCGACCAACUGUGAUAACUCGAACGACUCCGGUCUUGGAUUUGACCGGGGGCUCGACAGUAACCCUUUGACGGCUGCCCAAAUCCACAACCACCAUUCAGCGACAACGACGACUACGAGCACUUCGCUUGGCAGCGGAAUUGGCAGGCCAAUCCACCACAGCAGCAGCAGUAGCUCCAGCUUCCUAUCCGGUGGAAAUGAAGACGCAAUCGAAGAGAACGAGUUUGUCGUCGUCAGUGGCCCUUCGUUCGGUGCCAUCAGCCGCAGCGGCAGUACCGCCAGUGUCAGUUCCCUCAAACGGUCCCACCUAGAGCUGGAAGAGUCGAAAACCUACAUGGGAGGAGACCUACUAACAGUGAGCACGGCCAGCGGCGCAGUCAUCCAUACGGUGACGGUUCCGCAGAAGAUCAUUAUCCCGGUUAUUGGGAAAUCGCUGGUUGGCGGCCGUGAGGCGGCGACCAGCAAAUCGACCAUUACAAUCGCACCACCAUCCUCACCUUCAUCCAUUACUAAUAAUAGUGCGUCAUCGAGCGGUAGUACAACGACAGUAGGACCAUUAUUACCAUCCAGUUUGCCGGCAUCGAGCGUGGUAGUGACAAGGGCGGCGGCGGCGGCAGCAGCGACGCGGGCUCCGGCCGCGAAAGUGAUGUCCUCGUCACUAACGCGUCCCCUCUCCGGUCGGCUCCCGGGCAAGAGGCCACCGUUACUCCAGUCUGCCCUCACCGGCGGUGGUAAUGCCUCCGCGACCUUCACCAGCAAUUCGUCCGAUGUGAUCACCACCAUGCAGUCGCAGCUGCCCUGCUCGACACGUAACGGCCGAGUACAGCUACAGAUUCUGACCCAACCGGAACAGCAGCACCGCGCUCGCUACCAAACGGAAGGAUCACGCGGUGCCGUCAAGGACCGCGGUGGCAACGGAUUCCCAGCGGUCCGUCUGGUCGGCUAUAAUAAACCGGCCCUACUGCAGGUGUUCAUCGGAACCGACAUGGGCCGGGUGCUGCCGCACAUGUUCUACCAGGCGUGCAAGGUCUCCGGCAAGAAUUCGACGCCAUGCGUCGAACGCAAGCUCGAGGGUACUAUGGUCAUCGAGGUGGACAUGAAGCCGGAAAAUGAGAUGACAGUAACGUGCGACUGCGUUGGCAUUCUGAAGGAACGUAACGUCGACGUGGAACAUCGAUUUCCGGACCAAAGUGGACCACGGGCCAAAAAGAAGUCCACCCGCUGCCGAAUGGUGUUUCGAACGACCGUUACGAACGAAGACGGGUCGAUCGAAAUGCUACAGGUGUGCUCCCAGCAGAUUGUUUGCACUCAACCGCCUGGCGUGCCGGAAAUCUGCAAGAAAUCUCUAGUCUCCAGUCCGGCCGAGGGUGGUCUCGAAAUGUUUAUAGUCGGCAAAAACUUCCUAAAAGAUACCAAGGUGGUGUUUCAGCGGCGCAAGGCUCCGCUCGGGGCCAGCUCCUCCAGCAAAACCUCGAUCAAUGUCAUGCCGUGGGAGCAGACGGUCAUUCCGGACAAGGAAUACCUCCAACAGACUCACCUGAUUUGCACGGUCCCGCCAUACGUUAGUCAGGAUAUUCUGGAACCCAUAGUAGUACAAAUAUUCAUCGUUUCCGCGGGCAAGAAGAGCGAAACGCAUAACUUUACCUACACCCCAAAAGGGCACCAUACGGCGCUGACGGCAGCCACAACGUUGGGCUCUCCCGGUGCGGGGAGUUCCUUUUUUGGAUCGCUAUUGUCCGCCAGUGUCGGAAAUCCCGUCGAUGAUGUAUCUGCCAGUGUCGGUGUCGGAGGGGGGCUACUGGGUGGCAGUAGUGCCGGUAGUAGUGGUAGUACCCUCCUAGGAGCACUCGGAUCAGGAACCAGCGGCGGUGGUAAUACUGGCGCUGCAACAAGCUUCAAUGCCCUAAAUUCUAGCUUUAGUAGCCAGCCGAGCGAAGAUUCUAUCACAUCAUUGGGCGAUGUUUCGGCCGUGCGGAAAUCACUGCUCUUCUGGGGAUCCCAACAGGUGGCGCAGGCCGUUCAGGAUAAGCUAGAUACGGGUAUGAUGCCACCGCCGGUACACGUCUUGCAGCUUCCGGCCAUGACGGCCGUGAGUACAGGUCGAAGGCCUUCACUUGUGGGCGAACAGCUUGCCAUGUCAUCUCCGCCGAGUUUCAAAACCGAGCUUAUAGACGAGAGCAGUCGAAGUCCGGGAAAUGAUGAUUCACUGGAGCGAUUUCCCGAAUCGACCGACAACUCAAUCGAUAAUAGCCAAAUCAUGUAUCGAAGGCGUAGCGUUCGGCAACCAAGCAUGGAUCUUAUGGAAGAUAGUUCCAGUAUGUCCAUGCUGGUAGCCGAAAAUAGUGCAAUGGACGUUGGGUCCGUGUCUAGCGCGAUAGUUGGUUUCCGGGGUGGGCUUAGCACACUGAUGGAAACGAACGAGAUGAGCAACUCAUCGACGUCCCCGGCUUCCGAACUGAAGGUGAUGGACCUGUGCAUUAAACAUGAAACCAACCACCUUUCUUCCGCGAGGAAUCAAAUCGAACGUAUGAUAACCACAUCCAGUGCCCCGAUAGACACUCUAAACCAGGUAGAUCAAAUUAAAUCCCAAUAUAAAGUAGAAGAUAUGAUAGGUAGCGCUGUUCAACAGACGGGCACACAGGUGAUAGAAUCAACCUUGGCCAGCAUUGUCAAUAGUCAACAGGCUUCGACAGCCAUGAUGGAUCUGGGAUCAGUAAUGUCACUCCCCAGCAGCAAUACAUCUGUGCACUCUCCAGUAGCAACCGCAACAUCAAUGUUGCACAGUGAUAUCACAGGCAACAGCGUUCCUGCUAACCGAUCACCCCUAUCUCAGGAUGUGAUGCUGAACUCACAAACCCCAUUGUCAGUUAACUCUCCAGCGAAUCUCGUUCUCGCAACAACUCCCUCACCCAAUGACGUAAGUCCGCAUCCGCAUGCUUCCAUUUCACCGGAACUCAUUCUAAAUCCAACGGUAUCGCCUUCGUCGAUGAUCUGCUCACCGUCAAAUGCAACAGUAGCCGCUACGGCAGCCGCCGCUGUUGCUGCGGCCGCGGCUGUCUCCGAAGGCAAACAUUUGCUGACGAACCAAGUGCUGAACAACAUGGCUGUUGUCGCUGCUAACAUAAUCGAAUCCCAACCCAAGGAAACCACUCAAGCUGUGCAGGACAUUAUCCUCAAUGCGGCUGCCGAAAUUCUAACCUCUCAAGAACCCUCGGUCACCACUCAGACGACGAUCAAUGCUUUGAUCACGAUGAACGCACAGGAAAUGAUGACUACCUCCUGUCAACCACAGACUCAUAUAAUGAAUUCCCAACACAACAUUCUACCUCAGUGCCAACCGACACCCAUGGUUUCAGAUUCUAUGGAAAGCGCCUUACAACAACAGCAACAACACCAACAACAGCAACAACUUGUACAAACCCUCAUAACAGAAAACAUUCAACAUCAAACCCAACUGCAGCAACAGCAACAACAAGCAACCGAAUCUCUACUGGUGAACUUAGCCGUGGCCCAGCAGCAGCAGCAGCAACAACAACAACAUCAGCAGCAACAACUGCAACAACAACAGCAACAACAACAACAGCAACUACAACAACAACAACAUCAGCAACUACAACAACAUCAACAUCAGCAACAACUACAACAACAGCAUCAACAGCAGCAGCAACAACAACAACAACAGCAGCAGCAACAGCAACAGCAGCAGCAACAACAACAACCCCUUCCAGAACAAAUGGAUAUAGGCAAUGCAAUCAUACCGCUAACAGUACAACCACCUCAACAACCCAUGGACACAACGGGUCCAAUUCUUCCCACCAACCUGAUGCUGCAACAACAACGACAACAACAAUCCCCACCGAUAAUUCCAACUGUUAUUGCCCAGCAGCAACAACAACAACAACAACAACAACAACAACAACAACAACAACAACAACAACAGCAACAACAACAACAACAACAGCAACAACAACAACAACAACAACAGCAACAACAACAGCAACAACAACAACAACAACAGCAACAACAACAGCAACAACAACAGCAACAACAACAACAACAACAACAACAACAUCAACAACAGCAGCAAGUUGCACAGCUUUCAUCACAACAACAAACGCAGCAGAAGCAACAACAGACUACGGUGACAACUGCUGCCAAUAUACCGCAAGAACUGACCAACAUGUCGGACAACGAUCUCAUCAGCUUCAUUAAUCCGAACGCGUUCGAUGGAGCCGGUUUGGUACCAAGUUUAGACUGGAUCAACGACGGUUGGCAACGACAAGGUGCAAACGACCGGUCGGCGACGAUGCAAUCCAUGGCACCGCAGUCGACGCCACCAUCAUCAGCACGGCCAAACAGCUUCAGUUGGAAGAAAUGCUAUUAGAGAUAAUACAAAUAGGCGUAAUCGUUCUCCGCCAACAUCGGGAGCCGUGAAGGUGAGUAUAACGAAUUUGGACAUUUAUACAACAACAACAAAAAAAACGUGAGCAAAAAUGUAUUACACGGUAAAAGAAACAAAACAAAAACUUGAAAUACCUGGUAGGUAGUUUACAUGAUUUUUCUUUCCGCGAGAAAGAAGACAACGAAAAAAAAAGAACUUUUGUUGCUGUAGAUCCCGUUUUAGGUUUUUCGUCCUGAGAAUGUGUGAGCUUUAUUAUUUGUUGAAUCAACAUAUUAAACUAAAUCAGAUGUUUUGAAAGAAGAGAAAAAAAAAGGUUGUUGGCACUUAAAAUAUCUAGCAGAAUUGAUAAAAAUAAUGUUUGGAAAUUCUUUUGAAAAUAAAGAAAGCUUUUCUCUCAGUGUGUCGUCAAAAUUAUUCACUGCAGUCAACUCUCCCGUACUCGAAAUUGAAGUUGAACUCGAGUAUCGAGUUUAGAAGAAAUCGAGUAAGGAAGUGUUGACUGUACAUUCAACAGUGCUACAUUUUAUGAUUCGAAAAAAAAAUACACGUAAAUGGGCGCUGUUUGUACUUUGCAGCCCAAAGAUAACUUUAGAAAAGUAACAAAAUUUAAAAUCUAAAUUUAGUAAAAUUUUAGCCUUAUCAUAGUGUCUAGAUGAAAAUUUUAAAGUUAUGAGUGUUUGAGAGGAAAAUUUUAACGGUAAAAUAUUUUUGGUAAGUACACACAUACACAUGAGUAGUACAUCAUUCGGGAUUGUUCUUCUUUUCAAAUAAAAAUAAAUAAAUACAAUUUAGGUCAGAACCAAGCAAACAAACAAACUACAAAGCCCGCACCACACAGACUGCCAUACAGAGUUUAGGGAAACAUUUAAAUAUAUACAAACAAAGUUAUACUGAGAGGGAGAGAUAGAAAUAUGAAAUAACUUCACAAACAGUUACACACUCGGAUGGAUUCUAUUAAAUUGAAGCUGGGUCGAAAAGUUCGUUUUCCGCGCAACAAAUGUUUCUUUUCCUGGAAAGCUGUCCUCGAUUCAGUUGCAUGGAUGUUUCUGAGUUUGUGCAUGCUUUUAACGAAUGAAAUAAAAAAAAAAUAUUGAAACCGAUUUCUAGUUGAAAUAGGAUUUUUGUUUGUAUUUGAUUUUCAAUGCAAAAAAAAAAAUAGUUACCUUACACCUCGAGAUCAUUCGAAGCAAAACAAUUCAAUAUAGGGCUGUGUCAAAACUGGAAAGGUCUGUGCAACAAACCGGGACGAAAAUUCGCUCCUCGAAAGAGUAUGAUGCGAGUGACAAUUUUCCCAACUACAACAAAAAAAAAAUACAUCCUGCUGCAGGACAUUUUUUACCCAGUGUGGAUAUGAUGUUGAUGAAACAGAAUGAAUUGAUGAUAUUAAUAAACAUGGGAACAUGAAACAGUACCCAAAUUUUUUUUUUUAAUUAUUAUUGUAGUGUCGAACCCCACAACAACGUCUUUGCUUUGUUUUAGCUAUAUUAAUAUACUGCCCUUAUACACAUAACUAUCCUGUUUUCUGUGAAAUUUUUAUGAAACGUGGGACAUUUAUGCGUACAUCGGUAGUAUCACUUAGGAUUUAAGUUUACAUUUCUGUUGUUAGAUUUGUCGUAUCUUUUCGUUGUUGUGUACAACAGCAACAGCCCUAAUUUAAUAUUGCUUAGGAAAAGUAAGCGUAAAACCUCUCGAGAAGCAAGGUCGAACUCCGAGUUCACUAGGGUUUAGAAGCAUAUAAAUAUAAAAUCGUAUAUUGUUAGGCCCACAAUUUUUGUUUGCAAAUGGUUGUUAAGUUUAGUAACGAAGUAACCAAACAAGAAUAGGAUGCAAAAAGUAUUCAUAGAAAAUUUGCAGAAAUAGACACAUACAACGAUACAACAGUAAAACCGUCAGUAGCAAAGUCAAUUUGAAAGAAAAAAAGGCUAACUUCUAUUAAAUAAAAUAAUUUAAAUCUUGGUAUCGAUCGUAUUUUGCUACUUCUAUAUGAAUUAAUUGUAUUGGUGUAUUUUCAGAAGCUAAAAAUAAAGAAUUCUGUCUGUAUUGU
Messenger RNA from Ochlerotatus camptorhynchus, 8193 nucleotides. Its product is annotated as nuclear factor of activated T-cells 5-like. The record is from RefSeq and is a predicted model, not a curated record. Bases 921 to 6131 code for a protein of 1736 amino acids. Gene Ontology annotation, molecular function: RNA polymerase II cis-regulatory region sequence-specific DNA binding; DNA-binding transcription factor activity, RNA polymerase II-specific; transcription factor binding. The transcript has 8 exons. Gene Ontology annotation, biological process: regulation of transcription by RNA polymerase II. NCBI's taxonomy places the organism in Eukaryota, Metazoa, Arthropoda, Insecta, Diptera, Culicidae. Gene Ontology annotation, cellular component: transcription regulator complex.